CGCCACAUUUCAGUUUAAGGAGAUAUUGUUAAAGUCCUGUCACAUCACAUUAUGUGUAGUGUUUGUAUGUAUCUUCUCACCGCGUUAUAAACGUAUUAAUGCGGCAAAUUCACGUUAAAAAUUCGGUGAAUUACCGUUAAACCGCUGCCAUGUGUUGAUGCUAACAGCAGGUGGCAGCAGUGAGCUCACCGCUUUCUUCUUCUUCGCCGCUCUUUAUUGUGGUAGUCGUUGACUCUGCUGUUGACAGCUCACAGGAAGUCCCGACCGGCUCCGCUUUGUUCUCCGGGAAAACUUCACCUUUCCCUCUGUUUUCAACGGUAAAACAAAGAGUGAGGACACUUAGUGUCGGCGGUGGAUGACAGGAUGGAGGAAUAUCAUAACGGCAGCGAGGGCUCCUUCAACUCUGAAGAAGCUGAGACCAUCGUCAAAGAGUGUAUUGAGAACGUGGUGGGCAGCGACGACUACAGCCAGGCCCAGGUGAACAAAUGGACGGCGAGCGUGGUGGAGCGUUGCCUCACACAGCUGGUCAAACAGGGCAAACCCUACAAGUACAUCGUGACGUGUGCUGUGAUGCAGAAAACAGGAGCGGGCCUCCACACAGCUAACUCCUGCUACUGGGACACGGCCAUGGACGGAAGCUGCACAGUGAGAUGGGAGAACCGCACCAUGUACUGUGUGGUCAGUGUGUUUGCUGUGGCCAUUGCAUAGGACACACACACACACAUACACACACACACACACACACACACACAGACACGCAUAUGUAUAUAAACAAGGAUGAGUAGCAGCGGAGCAGCGGUGCAGUGUGUCCCUGUGGACAGCAGGGGGCCACAGAGUGCCACACAGAUGGAAGCUUGACCUUUGACCUCUGAGGAAACUCUUCAGCCUUCAGAUGCAUGACCUCAUGUGUUUCUCUUUAUCUGCCGUCACUGCAGUGCUUUCAUGUGUCACAGUGAGCUGUGUGUGUGUCGCUGACGCCUGGCAGCAUGCAGCAGCUGCUAACCUUCUUCUUCUUCUGUGGUUAUCAUGUGCAUCAUGUCAACACCAGACAGACAGAGAGGAUUUUUGUACUCAGCUGCAGGAAAAUAAACAUGAAGACAUUUAUGAGCAAACA
Epinephelus lanceolatus (giant grouper) is the source of this 1114-nucleotide messenger RNA. RefSeq names its product dynein light chain Tctex-type 3-like. The record is from RefSeq and is a predicted model, not a curated record. Gene Ontology annotation, molecular function: dynein intermediate chain binding. NCBI's taxonomy places the organism in Eukaryota, Metazoa, Chordata, Actinopteri, Perciformes, Serranidae. Gene Ontology annotation, biological process: microtubule-based movement. Gene Ontology annotation, cellular component: cytoplasmic dynein complex; cytoplasm.